Molecule: messenger RNA, 3258 nt
Organism: Xyrauchen texanus (razorback sucker)
Lineage: Eukaryota; Metazoa; Chordata; Actinopteri; Cypriniformes; Catostomidae
Gene: wnt2ba
Product: wingless-type MMTV integration site family, member 2Ba
Exons: 5
Coding region: 301-1479 (392 amino acids)
Biological process (GO): canonical Wnt signaling pathway; multicellular organism development; cell fate commitment
Cellular component (GO): extracellular region
Molecular function (GO): cytokine activity; frizzled binding
Source: RefSeq, a predicted model, not a curated record
ACCACCGUGACUGUUUCAACAUACAAUAAUACUUGUCCUGCAGCUUGACUAAAAUGAUUUGGAUACUAAUGGAGUUCAGCAUUUAAUAUUGUAGGUGGAUGUUUAUUUUUUUCACUAAUAGUCACUUUAUUGGUUCUGACGUGGAAAGCUACAUGGAAAGUUGCAUCCUAAUAAGAAUGAUGGAGAGUAAAUUACCUGAAGAGCUUUAGAUAACUUUUGACUUUUUAUUUUUUUAAUAUAUGCCUUUUAAUAUCUUUAAUUAAAGCCAAUAUUUCACAAACUUUCUUACAAGUAUAUGUCAUGCACGACUUUAAUGGAUUCGCGUCAACGGCGCGCGGAGACACCUCAGCGCGGAUUGUCUCGAGACAGCGCGCGCGUAACGGAUUUCAGUCACACCGUGAACCGAGCGCAACCACUCAGAGGAUUUACCUUCCUUUUAUAUUACUGCUGCUCGUGUUUACUCCCAGUGUGGGAUCCUCUUGGUGGUAUAUUGGUGCAUUAGGUGCACGGGUCAUAUGUGACAACAUUCCAGGACUGGUAAACAAGCAGAGGCAGCUGUGCCAAAGACACCCAGACCUCAUGCAGUCCAUCGGAGAGGGAGCCAAGGAGUGGAUUCGGGAAUGCCAGCAUCAGUUCCGACACCAUCGCUGGAACUGCAGCACACUGGAGCGAGACCACACUGUGUUUGGUCGCGUCAUGCUGCGCAGUAGCCGUGAAGCAGCAUUCGUUUAUGCAAUCUCCUCUGCGGGUGUCGUGCAUGCCAUUACCAGAGCGUGCAGUCAAGGUGAACUUAAGAUCUGUAGCUGUGAUACCCACAGGAGAGGCAGAGCAAGUGAUGAAGAAGGUGACUUUGACUGGGGUGGCUGUAGUGAAAACAUUAACUAUGGUAUCAAGUUUGCCAAAGCUUUUGUGGAUGCCAGAGAGAGAAUGGUCAAAGAUGCCCGAGCACUGAUGAACCUGCACAACAAUCGCUGUGGCAGAAUGGCAGUAAAGCGUUUUAUGAAGACUGAAUGUAAGUGUCAUGGAAUCAGUGGGUCAUGUGCUCUCAGAACAUGCUGGAUGGCUAUGUCUGAUUUCCGGCAGACAGGAGACUACUUGAGAAAGAAGUACAAUACCGCUGUGGAGGUCACAAUGAAUCAGGAUGGAACAGGCUUUAUGGUUGCUGACCGGGAUUACAAGAGAACGGCCAAAAAUGAUUUAGUAUACGUUGAGAACUCUCCAGAUUAUUGCCUAAUGGACCGAUCAGCAGGUUCUCUGGGUACAGAAGGAAGGGUGUGCAACAGGUCAUCCAGAGGCACGGACGGCUGUGAGGUCAUGUGCUGUGGCCGUGGGUAUGACACUACCCGUGAAAAACGGGUCACCAAAUGCGAGUGCAAGUUUAAAUGGUGCUGUGCGGUCGAGUGCAGAGACUGUGAAGAAAUGGUGGAUGUCCACACCUGUAAACCACAUAAGAAACCAGACUGGCUUGAUUUAACUUGACUGACAUGACCAUGAUCAAACACCAGAUACUGGUGCUUUUCUGUUCUCAGGUAUUUAAGUGGUCCACUGCAUUGUGGGAUGGGUAGUUUAUGACUAUAAGAUCCUGCUCUCCACUUGCAGAACCUUGAACUUUAUUUGCCUUCAACGAUGUAGGCAGAGCAAUGAAGCAAUUCUCAUAGGCCAGUCUGGAGCACUGGAAGUCGGUGGAUAAUAACGCUGUGGGCACUGUUUGGUGUUUUUGCAGAAUUAGCUGUGAUUGGGACACCAUCCUUUCACUAUUUUCAAACUCUACACUGCAACAAAAGUCAUUUUGUUAAUCAGUAUUUUUGUGCUUUCUGUAAAAAUAUCUACACAUUUUUAAACUAAGAUAAAUUUACUUGAGAAGUAAAAUAACAUAAGAUAUUAAGUUAUUAAAAUACGUUUUGGACAACUUUGAAUACAUGGAACGUUUUGGAAUACACUGAUGCAACUUUAGGGAAAGGACUAUAUGUCAUACACCAUCAGUUCUAUGGAGAACAAAUCCUGCUAAAAUAAUAAAUAAAUAAACAUACAAAAACAUAAAUAAAUAAAUACACACUUGUGCAUAAAUAAAUAUAUCAAUAAUUAAAUGUGUAUGGAGCUAUAUGUGCAAAAAAUAUGGAGAGAAAUGUCCAAUAAAUAUUAAAUAAAUAAAUAAAUGCACCCAUCAAUGCAAAAAACAAUAACAUAAAUUCUGCCUACUGACGAUUGAUUGACAUCCUCUCAUUAGCAUGUUGCAUGAAGAAAAAAUAAAUACAGGACUACAUGCAGAAAUAAAUGAAUCAAUAAAGAAAAACAGAAAUGUAGAAUUUAAAAUCAACUUUAAAUUUUGCAUUUCCCCAGUCAUUUAUUUGUUUUAUAUUAUUUUUGCAUAGAUCGGUGAAUUUAUUUAUUCGCACAUUUUAUAAUCUAUUUAUUUAUUUAUUUAUGCAUGAAUAUGUAGAUUUAUAUAUUUGUGUAUUUAUUUUUUAUUUUUGCAGGUUUUGCCUUCAAUACAUUUCUAGCUUCCCAAAGAACAUAGCAAUAAAUUGUAUUUAAUGCCAAGACCAAUUCCAUUAAAUGGUCCAAAAUUACCCUUGAAGGGCGUUGUACAAAUAUAGUUAAACACAAAUAACAGUGUUUCCCUUCAUUUACUUCAUGGACCAUAAUUUUGAUCCAUGAUUUGUGCACAAAGAGUUAGAUCAAAGAUCAACUUAUUAUUACAUCCUGUUGUCAUUGUAUUAGAUAUAUAUAUCUCUUGUUAUCUUUUUAAUACCCAAGCACUUACACAACCCUUCAAAUAUGAGCACUUUUAUUUGGUUUGGUAGAGUUUGGUUCGAACAACUCAUCUAUGAUUAAGUCAAUGUUUUUCAUGAUGGUAUUCUUAUUGAAAUGUGAUGUUUAUUAAAAUAAAGAGUCCAAACCAUUUCAGAAAUUUCCCAGUGUUAAAGUCACUCAUGGCCCAUGGACCGUUCACAAAAAUGGCAAGAACCUUUCAAAACCGCAAAGUACAAUCUGAUGGAUUUUAUACAAUUUCUGGGAGUCGAGGGUUAACAUGUUUUUAUCAUUUACCUUGUGUAUGCAAGGUACCAGACUACUACAACGAGUGCUAUUGAGGAAGAUCUUCUAAAGGAAAAUGUCUCGAAAGAUGAAUGGCCCUCUCUAAAUAUAUUAUUAUUCUUAUCUAUGUCCUCAUGUAAAACAUACUAAAUGUCAAAUCAUUGCUAAAAGGUAUGUCACAGAGACUGAGCAUUAUAAAUAGUCAGGUUAACAUGGCUUGCA